AUGCGACGCAGUUUUUUGGUCUUUCUCCUUUUCAGCCUUCUUAUUAUCGGUAUCCUAGUCCGCAGCGUCUGGACACUUUUAUCGUUACUUGUCGAAGAUGCUGCCGCUGAUGCGAUUCACGGUGCCGAGUUGCCUUCUCUGAACACCAGUCUGACCGACCAACGCCCUCAAAUGAUCCCUAAAAUUAUUCACCAGACCUACAAAGACGAGAAUAUUCCUGAAGUCUGGCUUGCAGCUCAGAAGAGCUGCAUUGACCUGCACCCAGACUACGAGUAUAUUUUGUGGACGGAUGAAAAAUCGCGUGACUUUAUCGCUGCCAAAUACCCCUGGUUUCUCAAAACCUUUGACAGCUAUGCAUAUCCUAUCCAACGCGCAGACUCGAUUCGCUAUUUCAUUUUGGCCAACUAUGGCGGAAUCUACAUUGAUUUGGACGACGGCUGCAAUCGUCAUUUAGAUCCCCUAUUAGCUUUCCCGGCGUGGCUACGCCGCACUGUACCAACUGGGAUCUCCAACGAUGCAAUGGGCUCCGUACCCCAACACCCCUUCUUCCUACGCGUAAUCGAAUCACUUCAGCAGUACGAUCGCAAAUGGCCUCUUCCAUAUAUCACCGUCAUGUAUUCGACUGGGCCGCUUUUCCUAUCAGUUAUCUGGAAAGAGUAUAUACAGGACACCCCGUCCGAGAUGAACCGUAUCCGUGUUCUCAUGCAGGAUGAGUACAAGAAUCACCCUUGGAGUUUCUUCACCCACUACACAGGAAACAGUUGGCAUGGAAAAGACGCGCAGUUAAUAUUUUGGGUAAAUAUAUUGCGAGACUACUGUCCGUUUGAUUUGAAUUACAGCUUACAGUGCGAAACAGAUGGGCCAACACUGGGUGCUUCUCACUUUCUGCGGUUUCCUCCUUGCCUUCGCCGUCGGCUUAUGCCUCUUUUGGACCUACCGUCGAGUUACUUUCCGGGGGGGAUCAGUAUGAUGAUCGAUACCAUUAUACCAGGGUCCAUUCAGGAAUCUGCCUUUCCAGUAUAUCACCCUCGAUUCUGCGACAUGCGCGUCGCGUGA
Penicillium manginii is the source of this 1056-nucleotide messenger RNA. Its product is annotated as glycosyltransferase family 32 protein. Lineage: Eukaryota; Fungi; Ascomycota; Eurotiomycetes; Eurotiales; Aspergillaceae. Bases 1 to 1056 code for a protein of 351 amino acids. Gene Ontology annotation, biological process: mannosyl-inositol phosphorylceramide biosynthetic process. The transcript is spliced from 3 exons. Gene Ontology annotation, molecular function: mannosyltransferase activity. The record is from RefSeq and is a predicted model, not a curated record.